This is a messenger RNA of Ipomoea nil (Japanese morning glory), 2336 nucleotides long. RefSeq names its product nuclear poly(A) polymerase 3. The coding region runs from base 334 to 1989 and encodes 551 amino acids. The record is from RefSeq and is a predicted model, not a curated record. Gene Ontology annotation, molecular function: poly(A) RNA polymerase activity; RNA binding. The transcript has 11 exons. Gene Ontology annotation, cellular component: nucleus. Lineage: Eukaryota; Viridiplantae; Streptophyta; Magnoliopsida; Solanales; Convolvulaceae.
AGGCAGUGCAGGGAGACACGUGGUCACUAAUAACGCCCAACCCACAUUCCAAAUACCUCGUCACUCCGGGCACCCCAGCUUUGGAACCCCAACCCAACCCAUCUCCUUCCCUGGAGUUCCCCUGUUUCCACGCAGUUUCAAUUCGUUAAACAAAGAACCAUCACUGUGUUACAAUUCUUGAAUUUCUGAUGCAUUUCUUCUUUUACUGUUGUCAAUAUUAUUUUUGAAGAUAAUCGCAAAAGAUUUUCCUUUUGUUUUUGUUUUUUUUUUUUCUUUUAGAAAUCCAUUAUUGAGAUUCAAGAUAUUUUCCUUGAGUAUUGGCUCAAGUUUUGUAUGGAAUUUGGGGAACCUGCGAAUCAUCAUUCUAUUGAUCUUGGUGUUGGAGCUGGGAAUCCUGCGGUUCCACGCGUAAUUCCUGGACCGCAGCCAAUUGGGUUGGCGACUAUCAAUCUUGCUCCCGUGCUGCCUCAACUAGUUGCCCCUUUAAGCUUUGGAUUCAGCCCUGAUAUGUUCAUCAGAAUGGAGAUGGAAAGGUCAUUGUCUCUGUAUCAGAUGAUGAUCAACGAGGGUUUGAUGCCAUCACCAGAGGAGGAAAUCAGGCGGAGAAAUGUCAUUCACAAGCUAAAAAAGAUAGUAAUGGAAUGGAUUAAGAGGGUAGCUUAUCGACACCAACUCCCUAAAAGAUACCUCAGAAGUGCUUCUGCUACAAUAUUGACAUAUGGAUCCUAUGGUCUUGGGGUUCAUAAUUCGGAGUCAGACAUUGAUGUAUUGUGUGUUGUCCCUUGCUUUGCUAAUAUGGCGGAAGAUUUUUUCAUUGUUUUGUACAACAUACUUGCAAGCAGACCUGAAAUAUCAGAGAUCCAAUGUAUCAAGGAUGCAAAAGUUCCUUUAAUGCGUUUUAAAUUUGAUGGGAUCCCCGUUGAUCUUCCAUAUGCUCAACUUAAAGUAGUAUCCAUUCCAGAGAAUGUGGAUGUCUUCAACCCAUUCUUUAUGAGGAAUAUUGAUGAGAGCAGCUGGAAAAGUUUAUCCGGAAUACGUGCUAAUAGAAGUAUAAUGUACCUUUUGCCAAACAUCGAGCUUUUCCAAACACUGCUACGCUGCAUUAAAUUAUGGGCAAAGAGACGAGGAUUGUAUGGAAAUUUGGUUGGAUUUUUUGGAGGGAUUCAUUUAGCAGUCCUUUCAGCAUUCAUUUGUCAAAAGCAUCCAGCAGCAAGCUUGAGUACCCUCGUUUCUAUAUUCUUCAAGACAUUUGCCUUUUGGCCUUGUCCAACUCCAGUAGUUCUCCACGAUGGGUUGACACGCUCAUUCAUUCCCAGCGAAAAGCUUGGCUUUCUGCCUAUCCAGUUGCCAGGUAGCGAAUGUGAUUUCUGCCAUUCUAACAUCACGAGAAGUACAUUCCAGAAAAUCCGAACAGAGUUUCUCAGGGGACAUGUUUUGACAAAGGACAUGUUGAGUCCAGCUUUUGAUUGGACUAUCCUGUUUGAACCUUUUCCUUAUGCAAAGAAGUACGGACAACUACUCAAAAUAUUCCUUUCAGCUUCUGACAAAGAUGGACUAGGUAACUGGGUUGGCUGUGUCAAGUCUCGCUUCCGCUGGCUUCUGGUUAAGCUGGAGGAAUUACAGGGCUUUUGUGAUCCCAACCCGACAGAAUACAUUGACAUUGAUGAUUCAGAAGUAAACGUGGUGUUCUAUUGGGGAUUACAACCUGGAAGGAAUAACUUCAUCGACAUAGAGUCAGUUGAGGAGGAUUUCCGGAAAAACAUAAGCAACAUAUAUCAAGGGUCUACUGGAAGAAUGAAGUUAUCGAUAGUGAGAUCUUCCCAACUGCCCAAGAAGGCAGAGUAUAGCAAUAGCAGCAGCUGCUGCAGUGGAUACAGGAGCUGGAAAGAAAUAUCUGCAAAGGCCAUGAAACAGAAGGGGCAACAUAUUGAUGGAGGAGGAGGAGGAGGAGGAUAUUUGGGUGCAAAUAAUGGUGCAGAGGGGGCUUAGGCUCUCUCUCUCUCUCUCUCAUAUAUAUAUAUAUAUAUAUGCAGAAGAAGCACACAAAGAAUGAAAGAAAACAAGAAAAGUUGAUGAUUCGCAGGGGGCUGUACAGCUAGCUUUGUUUAACCCAUUUAAGAGAAACACAACAGAAAACAGAGCGGAUAAUCGGAGGAAGAGUAGCUUUGUUCUUGAACCCAAAACACGUACAACACAUCCAUGACUGACAAAACAAACAUGGAUUUGGUUAAUUGUAAAAUUUCAUUUCAUGCGGUCUUGUAAAUACUCGUGUACGUGUUUCCCUUUAGCUGAAACAUUAAAAAGAAGAAAGUGACUGCGUGCCACAAAAUUUUAAA